Synchytrium microbalum is the source of this 2550-nucleotide messenger RNA. RefSeq lists its product as uncharacterized. The transcript has 3 exons. The coding region runs from base 1 to 2550 and encodes 849 amino acids. Gene Ontology annotation, biological process: cristae formation. NCBI's taxonomy places the organism in Eukaryota, Fungi, Chytridiomycota, Chytridiomycetes, Synchytriales, Synchytriaceae. Gene Ontology annotation, cellular component: MICOS complex. The record is from RefSeq and is a predicted model, not a curated record.
AUGCUGCAAACAGGCCGAUUGUUAAAAGUAGUCAAGCCCGCUAGGAUAAAGGGCCCUUUUCAGAGAUUUGCCACUACAGAUGCAACCAAUGCCAAAAAGAAGGGCUUCCCUAUAAUCCGAUAUACAUUUACUCUUACUCUAUUGGCCGCUGGUGCUUACGGUGGAGCUGGCUACUAUGCACUACAUGCAAACGACAAUGGCUCAUUCCAAAAGCAGUUUGUCGAUAAUGUUCCCGGUGCAUCCCUCGCUAUCGACGCUGUCAAAAAGCUAGAAACUACUUCUAUCGACGAAAUCAAGGAUACUACUGGUAAAGCUGUCGAAAAUGUAGAAAAAGCUGUCCGUGAUGUACGAGAAGGUAGUGGUAAAGCUAUCGAGACGGUCACCAAAACAUAUGAAAAUGCUGCCAAAUCGGUCGGUGAAAUGUCGGAAUCUGCUGGAAAGACUAUAGAGAGUGUCACGAGAUCUGCUCAAUCUGCCAAGGACAAUGUGGUCAAACAAGUCACGUCCAUUCAGCAUACUGUCGAAGGGUGGACUGAAACUGUACAAGAUCAAUACGAGACUGCUAAAGCCAUGGUCACUGGUCAGCCUAAGCCUGUAAAGGUCGAAAAGACAGUUCCUGUUACAACCACUACCGAUAAAGAUGGUGAUUCUUGGAAGCCUGGUUCUGCUCCCAAACCACGAGAUCCUAUACCAGCUACAGCUGUAGCACCAGUAGUUAAGCCUGUCGAAAAGAAGGAUGCUGUAGAGAAACCAUCUGUAGAACAAGCCAUUCCUGCUGUUGUCAAAGCUGUCGGAGAGGCUGCUACUCAAGUUAAGGAAGAUGUAGAAAAGGUAGUUGCUCCUAUAGUGAAAAAGGAGACAAAAUCGUCUACCAUUACGGAAUCCUCGGUAGUGGUAGCAAAGAAGGACGAGGUGAAGCCUGUCAAACCUGUGAAGGUUGACGAUAUACCAGUAAAAGUAGAGGCAGCCACUAAAGAGCCUUCGAAAGUGCUUCUUGAUGUAGUAGAUACAGUGCCUGCUGUAGUUAAUGCUGCUAUACCUGUAGUGGAAGCCAUCAAGGAAGAUGUCAAAGACGUCGUAAAGGAAGCUGUCACUGUUGCCAAAGAAGUCAUACCAUCAGUAGUCACACCUCCUGGUCCAAAUCUACCUCCUGUAGUAGAUGAAACAAUCAAAAAGGUAGAAGAAACUGUCACGAAGGUAGAAGAGUCUGCAAAGAAGGUAGUAGCUGCUCCGAAACCAUCAAGUGAUGGCUUCCUAUCAACUGAAGAACUGAAGGCUCUUAAAUCUGGAAAGACGCCGUCCGACGAAAAGGAAGAGUCCAAGAAGAAGGAAGUUGUCGAAAAACCAUCAGCCCCAGCAAUACCCGCAACGCCAACACCAAAACCAGUACCAGCAACAGCACCUUCAAACCCUCCCUCUACCACCCCAAAGAGCUUCAAGGAUAUUGAGGAUGCCUUAAAGACCAUUCCAGAGCAACCCAUUGUUAAAAGCCUCACUCGUGUUGUAAACAUAUUGUCAUCCUCCCUAAAUUCUUCACCAACGGUCGUAAACGAUGUCCGUGAUGAACUGCAUGCCAUUGCUGAAUAUGUAAAGUCUCUAAGCAUAGCAGAAGCAGCCAAGCUCAAACAUCAACUAGAAGAACAUGCUGAUAAAUACUCGGAAAUAUUAAGUGAACAUGUUGUUGCUGCUGAAACAGCUCUCAUCGAACAAGCUGCCUCAUUCAAACAAGCUACUGAUGAGAAAGUCAAGGAGGCACUGUCUCGUAUAGAACUUGAACAUGCCGAAAAACUACAACGUGCUUUGAGUGCCCAGAAUGCUGAAUUCAAGGCCACUAUGGUGAAAGAAUUAGCAGCACAAGCCGAAGAUUUAGAACGAUAUUAUAGUCAGGAAGUCAAGACACGAGUAGAUAAAGAACGAGCUGGUCGAUUAGCUAGACUUGAUCAUCUAGCACUCAAACUACACCAUCUAGAACGGAUUGCUUUGAAUGCCGGUGAAGGACUAGAACGACAAUAUAAUGCAACAGCCUUCCGAGCAGCCGUAGAUGUAUUACGCGAUACCGCAUUAGGUGCAGCCAUCCGAACUGGAUUUGCAACUGAAGCAGCAGCCAUUCAGAAUCUAGGUCGCGGACGAGCCUUUGUCGAAACACUACUAGAAUCCAUUCCAAACGAUAUAUGUAAAACAGGUGUUGCCACACUUCCAUACUUGGAAGAUCGAUUCUAUCACGUCAAGGAUGCUGUACGACGAGUGCAACUAGUACCUGAUGAUGCAGGACCGAUAUCGUACAUGCUGUCUGUUGGAUUAUCCUACUUUAUACUUGCUAAAGAGGGUCUAGUGCCCGGUAAUGAUGUUGAAGCUAUCGUGGCAAGAGCUGAACAUUGGAUGCGGGAAGGUGAUUUGGACUCGGCUACAAGAGAGCUUAAUUCGUUGAGAGGAUGGCCUAAACGACUUGCUAAGGAUUGGUUGAAGGAGGCUAGACAACGACUGGAAGUUGAGCAGGUUGUUGAUAUACUUGACGCUCAUACGAGGCUGCAAGGACUUGGACAAUUAUAA